Molecule: messenger RNA, 2406 nt
Organism: Sungouiella intermedia
Lineage: Eukaryota; Fungi; Ascomycota; Pichiomycetes; Serinales; Metschnikowiaceae
Source: the annotation of a GenBank genome assembly
AUGCUGGCAGAUGACGAGAAGGACACAUCUGUGGCAGAUAACACGACUUUCAAUCUCACCUCCAGCACCUGGAGAAACUCUAUUCAUGGCUUUUUCAGAGGAUCAUCAACCAGUCCAGACCGUUCUCUACGAACAGGCACUGCCCAUGUAGCUACAGCUGCUGUUCUCGGACACAACCACCAGGCGAAUAGCCUGAAGACAUCGUUUGCUACUUCCAAUUCCGGCCACGGCCAGGGUGUGGUUCAUCUUGUCAGGGUAAAUGAGUUCGCCGACUCCGACUCAUCCCAGAACAGCAUAUACACCGAGGAAGAAAUAAGAUCAGCGGAAAACAUCUAUGCUAUAAUACGAGAGUAUGAAGAUACGCUUUUUUUCCGAUUUGAGGAGGCUUUUCUGAGUGAUUCGGACGGUGAUGGCGAUGAGGCGGCGACGAAAGCUACGAGAUUCACAGAAGCUCCACUUCUGCAAAACCAAAAAGUCAACCCUCUAAAACCACAGGCAAAUGCUGAAGAAAAAGAAGUCAGAGGACGUUCUAUUGGCUUGGGCCAGCGCCGUGCCAGUCGUCAGCAGCCCAUUCCUCCUCCUCUACCGACUACCUCGCAAGCACUCUCACAGUUGAUUGCUUCUACAAGGCUAUCGCCGCCAGCAGACCCAAAGGCUUCUACUGAUUCACCAGCAUCUAAAGUUUCUGAGAAGAAGGAAUCCGGAGUUGUCGCCACGGUACUUCUUCCGAAAACUCCAAACGAUCAAAACUUCUCCGUUCGAACUCCAAGCUCUCCUACAUAUCCCGAACCAAAUGUCACACCAUUGCGUUCGAGUCUGACAAAGGAUGAAAAUGUGGUGGAUAUUGAGGAGACGCCGCUUGGAAGCGUAGAUACACCGCUAGAUAUCAUGGACUCUUCCGAAUAUCCACUCGACACCACCAAUUGUACGGAGAUUCUAUUAGACAGUGCUGAGCGGUCCAAGGUUAACCGAGAUUCGCUCAGUUCUACCACUCAAAGUGGAGGAACUCGUGGAUCAUCUACUGCUCGGGGGUCUGGCAACUCUUCGAACCGAUCCAGAGGUUCACACGCCUCUCGAUUUUCUCGAGGGUCCAUGUCUACUCGGGACUCUCGGGACUUUCUCAGUCUGAGCUCCAGACAUUCUCGUGAUCUUCUCAGACAUAGAUCUGGCCAUUCUCUAGAUUUUCUCGGUCUGAGCUCUCGCAAUUCUCGAGAUUUCAUAACUCAAACGUCUCGUGAGCAUGCUGGAGCGAUAGCCACAGGGCAGGGCUCCACGGGCCAUGAAAAAGCAGCAGACGAUUCAUUUCCAGACUCUUCUCAUACCAGUUUAUCUCUUUCUAGUGGAGAAUUACUCACCAAACUUGAUCCUGGUCGCCCAAACGCCAGUCCAUUUCUCAUUGAGAAGCUCGGAAGUCCUGAGCGACUUCGUUCUACUGGCGAGUCACCAGUCACUCUUGGCUCUAAUAGAGCCUCUCCAAGAGAAUCAGCAAACCGUCAUGGAUCGGCCUCUGAAGUUCUCGGGCUUACUGCGGGCAUAGACUCUCAGUCAGAACUCCCAGUUAUGCUCUACACUGUCCAAGAUAGAGAAUCCAACAAUACUAGGUGGUCCGUUUACGAAAAGGAAAGGAGAUCGCUGGGUUUCCCGCAACCUCCGUCGCAAUCGUAUGGUGGACUCCGUUCUGGGUCCAAUUCCGCACGCAGCAUAUCCAUUCUGUCAAGAAGCAUCGAUAUGCCAUUUGCAGAGAAUGUGAAGAGUCAAAGCAAACCACCUGGUGUUCCACCAACGGCUGCCAACAUUCGGGGUUUGAAGAGUCCGCAACUGAGUCCUUGCAUGGCCGACUCGGCGUACCGAGGCACCAAGGGCAGUUCAGUUUAUGGAAGCUCUAUAUCUUCCAUUCAAGGUAGAAACUCUGGCCGCUACGACGAUAAUCGUGUUCCUCAUCCUGGAUCAAUAUUGCUUAAGGAAGAUGCAUCAGUUCUGGUGCCCAAUUCGGUGCAACAAACCCGUGUACCUUCACCAGCCUCUUCUGUCAAUCAAGACACCGUCACCAAACAGCACCACCAUUUGUCAAUGACUGGUCACAAUGAAAAAAGUGGCCAAUACUGGCAAACGCCAUCCAAAGCGAAUGCAAUGCCGUGGUCGAAGUGGUUUACCAUGAUGGUGAUGGGACUUGUUGCGGUUCCAAUCUACUUCAUGUUAGCAUUUGGAUUCUUUGAUUAUGGCGGUUACUACGAGUUUUCACUGGAUCGGACGUUGAAUGAAAAACACGACGAUGUUCUGGUGCGAUAUUUCCGCAGAUACACGCGAUCACAAAAAGUUUUGAGCUGCAUCUUCGGAGUGUUUUGGAUCAUGGUGGUGUUAGCCAUGAUAGGUGUAGGUUUUGGGUUGGCAAUCACCAGAUCGUGA